AUGGAGAGGCUUGACUGCACGGAACGAAAGCUACUUAGACGGCUUCUUGGCUACUUUUGGCCUAGGGUAUGUCACAGUGAAGAUCUUUACGCAGAGAUUGAUAUGGUAUACCGGCGGAUGACACGUGGAAAACAUCAACAUCUUGCACCGCCAUCGAAAGUGGCUAAAGUAAAUCGUCUUCGCUUCUUUGGUCAUGUAUUAAGAAGACCGGCAGAUCGCCUUGUUCAACGAGUUCUGAGGAGUUCGUCGGUUUCGAGCAGGAAGAAGCCACCUGGCCGAAAACGGAAGUUCUGGACUGAGGUGGUAAAAGAGGACCUGAGGACACUCGGCGUGGAUAGGCAGUUCAGGCGAGACUUAAAGUUUUGCGGGACAUGGGACGAAUAG
Messenger RNA from Necator americanus (New World hookworm), 384 nucleotides. RefSeq lists its product as uncharacterized. Bases 1 to 384 code for a protein of 127 amino acids. The record is from RefSeq and is a predicted model, not a curated record. The transcript has a single exon. NCBI's taxonomy places the organism in Eukaryota, Metazoa, Nematoda, Chromadorea, Rhabditida, Ancylostomatidae.